AUUCUUAUUUUCUAAAUUUGUGGUUUUCAUUGCUGGCUGGUCUUCAGAAGAGGUUUUGGUUGUAGUUGUGGAUAGAGCAAAGGCCAAAGGGGAUUGCCUUCAAUUCAUCAAUUCCCACGUAGUCAUGGUAUUAUAGCUUACCAUUUUUCUGCAUUCUUUGCUCCAAUUCUCAAGUCUUGGCACAUCAUAUAUACUUUUAGUUUGGUCAUUGUAGGGGCAUUUGUAAGUGAAUUAUGGCUGGACAAUUCAAGAAGUGCUUGCUGAUAUGCUGUUCAAGAAAGUCGUCUACGGUUACGACGAAAAUGGCGGACGAGACAUACGAGGAAGCCAUUGCCGGCCUGAAGAAGCUUCUCAGUGACAAAACUGAGCUGGAGGGUGUUGCCGCCGCGAAGAUCAAGCAGUUGACGGCGGAGUUGGAGGCAGCGGCUGCCGGGAAAACGUCUGACGCGGUUCAGACGAUCCGAACCGGGUUCGCUCACUUCAAGGGGGAGAAAUUCGAGAAGAACCCUGAUUUGUAUGGGCAGCUCGCCACAGGUCAAAGCCCCAAGUUCAUGGUAUUUGCCUGCUCCGACUCCCGCGUUUGCCCCUCUCAUGUCCUCAAUUUUCAACCCGGGGAGGCUUUCGUUGUCCGCAACAUAGCCAACAUGGUCCCACCUUAUAAUCCGGCCAAGUAUUCCGGAGCCGGGGCGGCCAUCGAAUAUGCUGUCAUGCAUCUAAAGGUGGAGAACAUUUUGGUCAUUGGACACAGCCGAUGUGGAGGGAUAAAAGGACUCAUGCAUAUUCCUGAUGAUGGGACCACCCAUAGUGAAUUUAUUGAGGAAUGGGUGAAAAUUGGUAUGAUUGCCAAGUCCAAGGUGAAAGCUCAGUGCAGUGAUUUGGGCCCUGAUGAGCAAUGCGAAUUGUUGGAGAAGGAGGCUGUGAAUGUAUCAUUGGGUAACUUGCUAACUUACCCUUUUGUGAGAGAGGCUGUGACGAAGAAGACCCUUGCUUUGCAAGGUGGACACUACGAUUUUGUGAAGGGUGGUUUUGACGUUUGGAACCUUAACUUCAGCCUUUCUCCUUCUAUCACAGUAUAAUGCCAUGCAAUUUUACUUGUAAUAUUAUAAUUUCCUAAUAAGUUUUUUUCCUUUGUUCAGUUGUAUCUCUUAUGUGUAAAUCUGUCCCUACAGAAUGAUAGGGACACAAAUAAGGUUUCCUUGGGUUUCAUGGAAUUAUAAUAUGAAAUUUUCAGUUGUUAUGCCUUUCUA
This is a messenger RNA of Ipomoea triloba (trilobed morning glory), 1247 nucleotides long. RefSeq names its product carbonic anhydrase 2-like. The record is from RefSeq and is a predicted model, not a curated record. Lineage: Eukaryota; Viridiplantae; Streptophyta; Magnoliopsida; Solanales; Convolvulaceae. Bases 234 to 1076 code for a protein of 280 amino acids. The transcript has 10 exons. Gene Ontology annotation, molecular function: carbonate dehydratase activity; zinc ion binding. Gene Ontology annotation, biological process: carbon utilization.